AUGGUUCAUAUUAAUAGAUUUCUUGCAUAUUUCUUUUUUAUCUUUUUCUCUAUAUCGGGUUCUUAUGGAUGGAUGUCAUCUGGCUUGAUGUUCGAUCAGGAAGAACGAUUCAAUGAACAUUUCAUUAAUGACCGGAUCGAGCAAGAACAAGAUGAUGAUGAGGAGGAUGCAAUGAAAGAUGAUCAAGAAAUCGACUCCGAAUGUUUCGAACUACAACAUAUAAAGUUUGUUAAAGUAUACUUACAACAAUUGAUUGAAUAUAAAACUUCUAAAUUUAAAUUGUCUAAUGCGUUCAAGAGACAAUCGUCGUCGACAGAGGUUCUCGAGAAAGAGAAUGCGAGGUCGUUUGCAAUAUCACUACAGCGGAUGUCGCUGCACCCGCUCAGAUCGAGCACUUCAAGUUCAUCUUUGGAGUCUUCGAUUGUGACUUGUUCGAUCGAUAUCGAUUCCUGUGAUACGGUAGAGUGUUUAACAAUGUACAGAUAUUAA
Heterostelium album PN500 is the source of this 489-nucleotide messenger RNA. RefSeq lists its product as uncharacterized. The coding region runs from base 1 to 489 and encodes 162 amino acids. The transcript is spliced from 6 exons. Lineage: Eukaryota; Evosea; Eumycetozoa; Acytosteliales; Acytosteliaceae. The record is from RefSeq and is a predicted model, not a curated record.